GAGAAGAAAAAAAAAUCAGUCGGCAAUUGGAGCCUGGAAGCGCUGGUUCUCUCCACGCAUCCACGCAACUGAGGAGCAAAAACCCUAGCCGUCUUCCUCUCCCAACCACAGCGACACCAUGGCCGCAUCCAACGGCGGCGGCGGCGGCGGUCCGAUCUCCGCCGAGGCGGCGGCGGCGCUUGGCGAGGGCAUCAGGUUGGUGUUCGGGCGCUGGACGGCGCUGCAGAUGGCGGUGGAGAACCAGUGGGGCGGCCGCGACUCCCGCGCCAAGGCCGACCAGUUCGGCGAGUCCAUCCACUCCUGGUUCUGUCGCUCCAGGGGUCCGCACUAUUUCGAAGACUUGGUGGAUAUGAUGUACGACACAAUAUCUGAUUCUUUCAAUGCUGACUUUGAGGAUAAUAGUGUUGAGGAGGUCGCUGAACAAUUAUUGAUAAUACAUGAAGAGUGCCUGCAAAGCAACUAUUCAUCAGUAGAGAAGUUAAGGAAUUUGCAUGUUCAGGGGAAUGCUGUUUCUCAAAGUAGACAGUUAGCAGCAGAUGACGCCGACAGUGAUAGCUCAGAUGAUGAUGACGAUAUGAUGGAAGAUGAAGCGGCUGUUGCGCCAGUGGAGAUGGUGGUGGACAGACCAAGACCCUCGUGGCCUGCACCUGACGCCGAUGGGUGGACUGUUGUGCCUCCUAGGCAUGGCGGUCGCUCUCGUGGCAGGAAUUAGGCAGAGGGCUGGAAACCUUGCUGCAUAGUACUUGCAUCUUGCUAAGCUGCCGAUUUUGUUACUGAAUGUUGAGUGUUGCAGGUUGAUAGUUACAUGUAUUGCUCGGGAUUUUAUCAGGGAUGUCGAGUGUUUUGCUUGCCACCAGAUUUGUAUUUGACAUGGUAAUUAUAGAUAACAUGUGAUCAAGUCUUGAUGAUUCCGUGCUUA
Molecule: messenger RNA, 919 nt
Organism: Panicum virgatum (switchgrass)
Lineage: Eukaryota; Viridiplantae; Streptophyta; Magnoliopsida; Poales; Poaceae
Product: pre-rRNA-processing protein TSR2-like
Exons: 4
Coding region: 119-712 (197 amino acids)
Biological process (GO): maturation of SSU-rRNA from tricistronic rRNA transcript (SSU-rRNA, 5.8S rRNA, LSU-rRNA)
Cellular component (GO): nucleus
Source: RefSeq, a predicted model, not a curated record